This is a messenger RNA of Acomys russatus (golden spiny mouse), 1107 nucleotides long. It is a transcript of the gene Stra8, whose product is annotated as stimulated by retinoic acid 8. NCBI's taxonomy places the organism in Eukaryota, Metazoa, Chordata, Mammalia, Rodentia, Muridae. Gene Ontology annotation, biological process: cellular response to retinoic acid; meiotic cell cycle. Gene Ontology annotation, molecular function: protein dimerization activity. The coding region runs from base 1 to 1107 and encodes 368 amino acids. The transcript has 8 exons. The record is from RefSeq and is a predicted model, not a curated record.
AUGGCCACCCCUGGAGAAGGCAACCAACCCAAAGAUGAAGGGGCACCCCAGCUACUGGUGCGGCUGCUGCAGCUUGAGCGCCGGGUGGCCCGCAGACGCCUGUCCCAGGCCCGCCAUCGAGCCACCCUGGCAGGGCUCUUCAGCAAACUUAGGAGUACAGUUUACUGCCAGUCUGAUCUCACAGCCUCCAAGUGGCAGGUACUGAAUAAGGCGAAGAUCCAUAUCCAGGGGCUGGAACAAACCUUGGAUACCUUGCUGAACCUCAAAGGAGCCUUCCACCUGGAAGAUGGGAAUGCCAACACCUUAGAGGAGGUCAAGGAAGAAUAUGCCAGAAUGUACUCUGAGACUGACAGUGUACUCCUAAACAGCUCCCCUCAGAACAGCCCGGCAUGGUUCCGCACUGAGGCCGCCCCGGACGCUAUGGAAGGAGUCAGUGGUGAAGAGAGAGAGGAGGAGGACCACCAGGAAGAAGAGAAAGAGGAGGAGGAGAAGGAGGAGGAGAAAGUGGAUCUCUCGCAGUCCUCUGCCACUUUGAUGCCGGACCUCGUGGAAUUUGAACGGUACCUCAACUUUUACAAGCAGUCAAUGGACCUCCUGACCAUGAACAGCGUCAUCUCCCCUCAGGAAGCGACUCUUCCCAUCGUCUCUGCGGCCAUCUCCCACCUGUGGCAGACUCUCUCUGAGGAGAAAAAAGCUAGUCUCCUGCAGGUGUGGGAGCAGCAGCAGAGCAGCUUCUCGGAGCUCACUGAGGCCUGCCUGGAGAUGGCCUAUGCAGAAGACAGCGUGAAGGACAGUGGAGUGGACAGCCAAGGAGCCAGCUGCUCAACAGAGUCCACCCCAGAAGAGAUCCUCUUUGAAGAUGCUUUCGAUGUGGCAAGUUUCCUGGACAAGAGUGAGGAUCAGCAUAUGUCUAACAUCAGCUCUGUGUUUUCCAACUGCAACUCAGAAAAUGUAGAGGAGAAAUUUCAGCUCUACAUACAGAUUGUCGAGUUUUUUAAAGGCCUCUGCUGUGUUAACACUCCGUCAAAACAGGAGCCAGAUCCUCCGGUGGAUGAUGACGUGAUGCUGCUGAAAUGCCUGGAGACCUUUGAUGAUGAAGAUCUGUGA